This is a messenger RNA of Neurospora tetraspora, 4246 nucleotides long. RefSeq lists its product as uncharacterized. Gene Ontology annotation, cellular component: late endosome; HOPS complex. Gene Ontology annotation, molecular function: protein binding. Lineage: Eukaryota; Fungi; Ascomycota; Sordariomycetes; Sordariales; Sordariaceae. The coding region runs from base 194 to 4216 and encodes 1340 amino acids. The record is from RefSeq and is a predicted model, not a curated record. The transcript has 4 exons. Gene Ontology annotation, biological process: cellular response to starvation; macroautophagy; vesicle-mediated transport.
CGGCUCUGGAACCGACCGACAGCGACAACCAACACUUGCAGCAGCGAUGAACGACUAGCCCAGGCCUAGGAACCCAACGAAUAGCGCCUUACCACAGUAGGCGCAACUCCAUUCUCAACACUUCCCAACAACUUUGCGAUCAAUCAGAUAGCUACCUCUACGCCAUGAUACAGCAGACCCGGCUCCAAUCAACAUGACGCAGGUCCCGCCGGAGACAGGCGACUCUUCCACGGCAAACACCACGGCCGACACCACGCCCGCCACCACCAUCGUGACGUCUCCCAGGGCGCGGCCCAAGCGAUCCAUUGGCAGCACCAUUGGCACCACGACUCCCUCGACGGCGACGGCGACAGGAACGGGAACGGGCACAGAUUUAGAGGAAGGGUCUGAGGACGAUGGGGACCGCCAGGAUGAAGAAACCGAGGAUGACGACGAGGAAGACGACGACGACGAGGAGGACGAGGACGAGGAACCAAGACUCAAAUAUGCCCGACUGACCCAACACCUCGGGCCCCUGUAUCGCAAUGGCGACGCGACAAGCGCCUUCUUGACGGCUGGCGACAAGAUGAUAGUAGGAACGCAUAACGGCAACAUCCACGUUCUCCAACUGCCCGCCUUCCAGUCCCUACGCGUCUACCACGCCCACGGCGCCUCCGUCACCAGCCUCUCCAUCUCGCCCUACCCACCACCUCUCCCUACCUUCGACCCGAAACCUCUCACCCGAGUCUUCUCCCAGACAAACAGCCCUUUGCGCCCGGGAAGCGCCUCCGCCGAGAGCCACCACCAGACUAACCCCGCCUCCGCCGCUCGCAAACGAGACGCCCAAGCCCAUGGAGUCCCCAACACCCCCUCCAACAGCAUCCACAUCGCGACAUCCUCUAUGGACGGCAACAUCUGCGUCCAGUCUCUGACCGAUGUCAAGGACGUCACCCUCCGCAACUUUGCCCGACCUGUACAAGCCGUCGCCCUCUCCCCCGAUUACAAGAACGACAGGACCUAUCUGUCUGGUGGUCUAGCCGGACAGCUCAUCCUGACUGUCGGCGCGCCACAGGGCAAGAGUACGGCCACUACGACAGGAGCCGCUGCUCAGGCAGCAGGAUGGCUCGGAAACAUGGUGGGCGCAGGGUCCGGCAAGGAUACCGUUUUGCACUCGGGUGAGGGUACCAUCAAUACCAUCAAGUGGUCCCUGUCGGGGAAAUAUGUUGUUUGGUUGAAUGAGCAUGGUAUCAAAAUCAUGCGGACGAAGCUCCAUCUCGAAAGUGCCGAUCAAGAAGAUGCAUGGAAACGAAUCGGCCACAUUGAUCGGCCGCAAACAGACGAGUGGGAUACCAUGGCCAGCGUCUGGAAAGGCCGUGCCGAGUGGAUUGACGAGCAGUCCAUCGAGCCUGAUGAACCGGGCAAGGGUCAAAAAGAGGUGCCGGCUUCGCCUGCGGCUGCUAUCUUGAAGCAACAACACCAAAGGACUGAGAAGAAGAUUGAGAGAUUGGUUGUAGGAUGGGGAGGCACAAUCUGGUUCAUUCACGUUCAUCCCGGUGGCAUGGGCGUCGGCAAACACGCUGGGGAAAGGUCCGCUGGACGGGCAGAGAUUGUAAAGCUACUUCGAAUGGAUUGCAUCAUUUCCGGCAUCUCGCUGUAUACCCAAAACUUAUUACUAGUGCUCGCAUACUGCUUACCAGACGAAGACGAAGACUCGGGUCAUAAACACACCGCAUCAAUAGCAUCUGGAGGAAGCCAGCCAUCAGGAGGGAUCAAGCGCAGACAAAACAACCCACCACCAGAACUACGCCUCAUCGACCUUACCUCCCAAGCCCAGGUUGACGAGGACGGAUUGAGCGUCAGCCGCUUCGAACGCUUGACUGCUAGUGACUACCACCUCGGCGUUCUUCCGGCUCGCAAUGUAGCCGCCACUGCAGCCAGCAAAGGCACCUUGGAGACUUUGGCUGGCUUCGGUACCGACAUGCUCAACGUUGGUCUGACCGGACUCAAUGUUGCGCUGAACCCCAAGUCCCUCUUCAGCUCAAGCGCCAGCAUCAAGAGCAGGGAGAGCGACGAGACCCCGUCCAACUACAUGGGGAGUAUCAACUCGGCAUUGAAGGGCGGACUCCGUACUGCUAUCCAUCCAAACCUCAACAAACCAGGCAUCAAGAUCUUCAUCCACAGCCCGUACGACUGCAUCUUGGCAACAAAGAGAGACUUGGCCGAUCACCUUGGAUGGUUGCUAGAACGCCAGCAGUACAGACAAGCAUGGGAAUUGGUCGACGAACAUCCCGAGAUUGUAUCUGCGACUGACCGGGCAUCCGAACUAGGCGGUUCCGAAACUCCCGACCGAACCCAAAGCGAUGAUUUUUACGACGAGACCUCCUCCGUCAUCGACGGCAUGCGCAGCCACCACUCGCUCGCCGAAAAGGAAAAACGGCGCAUCGGCGAACUCUGGAUCCAAGAACUAGUCGAAGCAAACGACUGGACUCAAGCCGGCCAGAUCUGCGGCAAAGUCCUCGGCACCCCCGACCGCUGGGAGAAAUGGGUCUGGACUUUUGCCGGCGCCAACAAGUUUGAUGAGAUUGUCAACUACAUUCCCACCGAGCGAACACGACCACCCAUCCCCGGAACCAUCUACGAAGUCGUGCUGGGCCAUUACCUCCAGGUUAGCAAGCCUCGGUUCAGAGAGCUGCUGGAACGGUGGCCGUCCGACUUGUUUGACGUUGGCACCAUCACCACUGCUUUGGAGAACCAGCUCAAGUACCGCGAUGUCCGAGAAGACAGCGUUGAGGAUGGUGAAGUAGGACGGGACUGGCGCAUCGUCAUGGAGAGUCUGGCCAAGUUGCACGAGGCUAGCGGGCGGACCAAGGAGGCGCUCAGAUGUUACAUCAAGUUACAGGAUGCGGAUUCGGCGAUGCGACUGAUCAAAGAUGCGCAUCUGGCCGAGGCGGUGGCGGAUGAUAUUCCCAGCUUCAUCGGACUUCGCGUGCCGCAGGACAAGCUCCUCAAGAUGUCGAAGGAAGAUCUCGAGCAGGCUACUAGUGAGGCCAUCUCGCUGUUGGUCGAUGAGGCGCAGCAUGGUUUGGUGAAGCCGGACCUUGUAGUGUCGCAGUUGCAGGAGAAGGACUUGAAGCUCUACACCUUCUUCUACUUGCGAGGUCUCUGGCGUGGGCAGGGCAUCCACGAACACACCCAUGAGUCCCUAGCCCGUCUGGUCCUCGACAGCCGCACCAUGGUGGACCAGUUUGCCGACUUGGCCGUCCACCUCUUUGCCAUCUACGAUCAACCACUGCUCAACCAGUUCUUGAGGACAUCCACAGCUUAUGCCUUUGAGAAGGCCGCCCAAGAAUGCGAAACCCGCAACUACAUCCCCGAGCUCGUCUACCUCUACUCCAAGACCGGCCAGAUGAAACGAGCGCUCUACCUCAUCAUCGAGCGCCUCGGUGACGUCUCCCGCGCCAUCGCCUUCGCCAAGGAACAAGACGACCCCGACCUCUGGGAAGAUCUGCUCGAGUACUCCAUGGACAAACCCAAGUUCAUCCGCGCCCUGCUCGAGGAGGUGGGAACGGCCAUUAACCCCAUUACGCUCGUCAGACGGAUACCCGAGGGAUUGCAGAUUCCCGGGCUGAGAGAAGGGAUCAGGCAUAUCAUGAAGGAGCAUGAGAUUCAGUAUUCUAUCUCGGAAGGCGUCAGCCGCGUGCUCAGAAGCGAGGUCGCAGCGGCUAUGAACACGCUGCGGAACGGGCAGCGCAAAGGCGUCAAAUUUGAGGUCGGCGUUAAAGCAGGAGGUGAACACGUUGACGUCCAGCCGACCGACAUCCCUACGCAACCCGUAACCGAGAAACCUUCCUCCUCUGGCAUCGCCUCCCCCGCCGCUCCAUCCCAGCAGCCACCACCAACCCCGUCAACACCAACCCACCGCCGCCUCAAACCCGCUGCGAAGAAGUACCAAGCAGGCCACUGCGCCCAAUGUCUCUCUCCCUUCACCACAUACGAGACCGACACGCUGGUCGGCUUCGCUUGCGGACACGUCUUCCACUUGCCACAUCUACUUGAAGCAUUGAAUCCGGGAAAGACGGUGGAUGCCGACGUGUUGUUGGGAGGUAUGGGAGCUGAGGAAAGGAGCGCGCAUUUGGUUGGGGCGAAGGUGACGCAUGCUCGGUUGUUGAGGGAUCGGAUUCUUGGGGGUUGUGUUGUUUGCAAGGCUGCCAAGGAGGAGGAGGGGGAUGGAAGAUGAUGUAAGCGCGUUCUGGAGGAAAAGGAGAAG